Molecule: messenger RNA, 1657 nt
Organism: Frankliniella occidentalis (western flower thrips)
Lineage: Eukaryota; Metazoa; Arthropoda; Insecta; Thysanoptera; Thripidae
Product: integral membrane protein 2C
Biological process (GO): negative regulation of amyloid precursor protein biosynthetic process
Cellular component (GO): extracellular exosome; plasma membrane; Golgi apparatus
Molecular function (GO): amyloid-beta binding
Source: RefSeq, a predicted model, not a curated record
AUCAGCUCCAAAGACACCAAGAAAAGUGGGUAUUUCUACGAAAAGUUUGAAGCUGAUGGAUCAUAUGAGCGAAUUGAUGUUCCUGAAUUUAAUGGUGGACGUCCUGGUCAAUUUAUUCAUGACUGGCAUAUUAACAAAACAGGCAUUGUUGAUGUGGAUGGUCGACGAUGCUUUGUGAUUCCACUCGAUCGUGAUGCUGUUGUCUUUUUGCCAAGUUUUGUCAUUGACCUAGCUCGCAAAAUGGCUAGCCGUGGAUCAGAUGUUAAAGUUAUUGUAAAGACAAUGCGCGUAGCAUUCCCACCACUGACUGACAUGAGCACUGUUGGUGAAAACAUUGCUCGAGAAUGUUCAGGAAUGAAAAUCUAUUCACUUGUGAGGGCAAACCUUGGAGCAAUUUUCAAGCGGAAUGCCGAAGAACCCGUUGUUUUUGGCUCGUUCUCUGGAAAAACAAUGAAGGUUGAAAUCGUCAACUAUCAAGAGAUGGUGGAAGCCGAGAAUGACGGAGUGAGGGAGGCCUAAUUAGAACAUUUCAUUCCACUGGGGAGUCAACAACAUACAAGUCUAUUCUAUUAGAUUCCUCAAACUCCUUUAGUUCAUUAACUGACUACAAUAUUGCUUUCUGUGCUGUGGCAACCACUUCAGAUAGUGAGUUAGUUAUAUUGGCACAGUUUUGCUUAACUUUACUUUUCUUUGAGAAAACUGCACAGUGGACUUAUUUCUUUGAUGAAAUGCAGAUUUGUGUGUCUUUAGAAAAGAGUGGUUAUCAAACCAUUUCACAACAAUCACAGUUAGUGCAUGAAGUAAUAUUUUAAAGGAACUAAAGAUAUAAUAUGGUGAGUUUCAGAAUUGAAACUCUGGUCUUUCCAGGGAAAUGAGUGAAAUAUUCAACUCUAUCAACCAUGCACUUGCUCAUGUAUUCAUUCCUCAGCUCAAACUAUAUUGUGCUGCAUAGUUUCCUCUUGAUAUAAUUGUGAUAUUUUAAUUUAGCUGUAGACUUAAAUAUAUAAGCCAAAGUUUGUGGACUCUUUAAACAGUGAACACACACAUACAUGCAUAUACUUAUUGAUGUUCUCAGUAUUCUUAUUUAGUACAGUAUUUCAAGUCCUAUCUUUUCUUCCAUUGUUAGCCUUCCAUUUUUAAAUGGAUAACAGGAAAGAGUUCAUGUGAGAUUGAUAAAAAUGAUGAAGUCUGAAACAGUGUGACUUUUUUUUUCACUAACAUGUUAGUUUUAUAUUAAGCCCAUGCUGGCGCUAGCCCAUGCUGGGCACAAAGUACCCAUUUGGAAUUGUUUUCUCUUGACAUAUUACAAUAGUACCAUACCUUAAGUAUUAGUACUAUACACCUUAAGUAUUUGGUCACAGGUUUGAUUUUAAGCAAAGAUACAGAUUAAAAUACAUUAUUGAAGUCUAUAAAAAGCUUUAGAAAAGAAAUAUUAGGGCAAAUUCCUGAUAUUCCACACUUAUUCAAAUUACACAUUUUUGUUUUGAUGUAAGUACCUAACUGAUUUUCUUAUUCCAAAACUGGUGUGCAGUUUAUAGUGAACAGCAGUUGUAUUUAUUACAUUAUAAAACUUGUAGUUUUGAAUUUGAAAUAUACCACAUUUCAUUAAAACAUUGUGAGAAAUGAAUUGAAAUAAAAAAGUGUUAAAACCCCCCAA